AUGUCCCGGCUUUUGCCGGGAAUGUGCGGUUUUCGCACCCUCCAGAAUGCAUCCGAAGUCAGCCGAAAUCAAGUUCUCACGCCACAAACGCGUCUUCCAACACCUAUGAUACCAAUCUAUCUCUCUGCUCUGCCGUUCUCUCCCUCAACACUAUCUUCCUUGAUGAGAGCAGGAUAUGAGACCAUAAAGGAUGUACAAGGGAUUUCCCCGGAGGACUUAUCAGAAGAGUUCGACAUACCACUCUCAAUAUCGCAAGCCCUAAUAAAUUCACAGAGGCCCACUUUGACCCUACUUGGAUCUACUCUUCCAUGGACGCAGUCAGUAUCGUUGUUGUCCGGAAGUGGAGUGAAAGCCAGGGUGUCUACCUUGUGCGCCCCUCUGGACCGACUCUUGUCUGGAGGCCUUUCAAGAGGUUCUGUUCUGGAGAUAUCUGGUGCUCCUGGGACACCGAAAGAAAUACUUACAGUAAAUAUAGUGGCAUCAUUUGUCAAAUCCAGGGAACGCGUCCUAUUUGUUGACCUCCAAAACAUGACAAGCCCAGCAACACUAAGAAGAGCUCUCAAAAAAGGUAUAUCGGAUGUUCCGACGAAUUUUUUGGAACUAGUUUCCUACAUGCCAAUGCACUCGCUUUCUGAAUUCAUGACAUUCAUGUACAAUCUUUUGUCUUAUCUACGACGAAACCCGGACGUGGCUUUGCUUGUCAUCAACUCCAUUUCCUUUCCCUUUCAAACAUCUCCAAUGUUAACUCUACAAACGAAGAUCUCUCUUCACGACCGCAUCAAACAGACCUUCUCGAGGGCCUACGCGUUCAAUAAUUUAACGAUCGUCACCACUUCUCAGCUGGCUACGAAGUUAUUGAAGACAGAUGGAACUGCAGGAAACUUUGACACAGGAGCAAGGGGCAUCAUGGUUCCACAACUAGGGUCAUAUUUACCUCCUGGGAGAUCUUACCGUGUGAUAUUAUCACGCGAGACACGACUAUCAGGAACUCUGCGAUUGUUGUAUUCACCUUCUGCUAUGCACCAGGACAACGGGCAACACAUGCUCGAAGAGCCAUAUGCAAAAUGUGGCGAUUCAAUUUCAUCGCACUUCGAUGACAAUGCAAUUGGAAAGUGGCGGUGA
Molecule: messenger RNA, 1122 nt
Organism: Guyanagaster necrorhizus
Lineage: Eukaryota; Fungi; Basidiomycota; Agaricomycetes; Agaricales; Physalacriaceae
Product: P-loop containing nucleoside triphosphate hydrolase protein
Exons: 9
Coding region: 1-1122 (373 amino acids)
Biological process (GO): meiotic DNA recombinase assembly; reciprocal meiotic recombination
Cellular component (GO): replication fork; Rad51C-XRCC3 complex; Rad51B-Rad51C-Rad51D-XRCC2 complex
Molecular function (GO): crossover junction DNA endonuclease activity; four-way junction DNA binding
Source: RefSeq, a predicted model, not a curated record